Molecule: messenger RNA, 2325 nt
Organism: Galleria mellonella (greater wax moth)
Lineage: Eukaryota; Metazoa; Arthropoda; Insecta; Lepidoptera; Pyralidae
Gene: Miro
Product: mitochondrial Rho GTPase
Exons: 12
Coding region: 216-2144 (642 amino acids)
Biological process (GO): mitochondrion organization; small GTPase-mediated signal transduction
Cellular component (GO): mitochondrial outer membrane
Molecular function (GO): calcium ion binding; GTPase activity; GTP binding
Source: RefSeq, a predicted model, not a curated record
GUGGUUACUUUUACGUCAAUCGAGGUUCAAGGUAUCGAAGGAGAAAUACCUAAUUAAAUUUAGGAGAAAAAAGUAAAUAAAUAAAAUGUAGUAAAUCAUCAAACCAAAAUAAUUUGGGAAACAGAUUUUAUUAAUUCUCUCUAAAUUUUAAAUUAUGUAUUAGAUUCCGAUAUACAUUAAUGUUUCUGUAACAAUAUUACGUAUUGUGUAUAAAAAUGGUAUACGAAUCUCUGCCCCGAACGGUUCGGAUCCUUUUACUAGGAGAACCAAGUGUAGGAAAAACUUCACUUAUUCUUUCUUUAGUGACAGAAGAAUUCACUGACCAUGUUCCACCGAAAGCGGAAGAGAUUACAAUACCUGCGGAUGUUACACCUGAGCAAGUACCAACUAAUAUUGUAGAUGUUUGUGUUGCAGAACAAUCCUUGGAACAAAUAGGGGAAGAAAUAGAAAAGGCACAUGUAAUUUGCAUCAUUUUUUCAGUUGAUCGUCAAGAGACACUGAGCAAAAUAGCAUCAUACUGGUUGCCAUUUGUAAGAGAUAAUUGUCCAAAUGAUUACAGAAAACCUGUUAUUCUUGUUGGAAAUAAAAUAGACUUAAUUGAUUAUUCUGUAAUUGAUAAUAUUUGGGACAUAGCAGAAGAAUAUCCAGAAGUGGAUAGGUGUAUAGAAUGCUCUGCAAAAACUCUCACUAAUGUAUCAGAAAUGUUUUAUAAUGCACAAAAAGCUGUGUUACAUCCUAUAUGUCCAAUAUAUUCUAUUGAAGAACAAGAGUUGACAGAGAAAUGCAAGAAAGCUCUUACAAGAAUAUUCAAAAUUUGUGAUUUGGAUGGAGAUGGACUUUUGGAUGAUUAUGAAGUAACAAUAUUUCAGCGAAAAUGUUUCGAUACACCUUUGCAAUUACAGGUUUUAGAUGAAGUGAAAUCAGUAAUUGCCCAGAACAUUGCUGGUGGAAUUGAAAAUGAUUGUAUAACAGUAAAAGGUUUUAUUUUUCUGCACUGUUUAUUUAUACAAAGAGGAAGAAAUGAAACAACAUGGACAGUGCUUCGUAAAUUUGGAUAUGAUGAAAGUUUAGAGCUAACUCACACUUAUUUAUAUGCCAAUAUAAAAGUACCUGUAGGAUGUACCUCUGAAUUAUCAUACAAGGGACAACAAUUUUUGACACAGCUUUUUGAAAAAUACGACAGAGAUAAAGAUGGGAUGUUAAAUCCAACAGAAUUGAAAAAUGUGUUCUCAUAUUGCCCACGGAUUCCUUGGCACAAUUUACGAUACACAGUUCCAACAAAUGAAAAGGGCUAUUUAACAUUGCAAGGCUGGAUGUGUCGAUGGACCUUAAUGACGUUAAUGGAUUUGCAAAAUACUAGUGCCUAUUUAGCCUAUUUGGGUUUUAAUUUUCUCGAAAAUGAAACACAAAAAGCUGCGAUUCAUAUAACACGAGAGAAAAAAGUGGAUAUUGCCAAAAAACAAUCAAGUCGUAACGUAUACCAGUGUCACGUCAUCGGCCCACGAUCGUGUGGCAAGACAUCUAUUUGUAGAAGUUUUCUCGGUAUAGCUCAUAAGAAAAUAAAGCCCCAUGCUCACGAACGUGGCGACAGCAACCUAACAGAAAACUGCUGUAUAAACACAGUGUUAGUGUACGGGCAGGAGAAAUAUCUGGUAUUAAAGGAGAUUCCGAUCACUCGAGUAUCGGACCCGUUGCAGCCCCAUGAGGUGAACUGUGAUGUUGCUUGUCUCGUGUAUGAUGUUGCCGCAACGCGUUCCUUCGAGUAUAUUGCUAGGAUAUACAUUAAAUAUUUCGCAGAGAGUCACAUUCCUGUGCUAAUAGUGGGCACGAAAGGCGAUGCGUUAAUCGCUCGCCAGGAGUACAUGUUGCAGCCAGAAGUUUUCUGCAAUAAGUAUCAAUUACUCGCGCCUCAAUUUUUCAACAUUAAAGAAAAUAAACACGAUGUGUUUAUCAAACUAGCGACCAUGGCCGCAUUUCCUCAAUUUCAAGCUGCUUGGAUUUUAUUCAGCAAGCACAGACACUUGAAGCACUUCGCGAGUAUGACUGGCGAGAACUCUUCAUGGUGGAAGGCGGGCAUUGGUGUCGCUGCAGCCACGGUGAUGGGUUUCCUCAUCAUCAAAAUUUUCAGCUUCCAGAGACGUUAAACUCUCAUUACCGCUACUGUAUAUAAACUGGUUGUAUUAAAAUAGUAUUAAUUCUCAAUAAUUUAAAGGGAAUAGUUACAAGGGAAGUAGUGAAGAAAAAUAGUAAUAUAGACCAAAGAGAUAUGAUGAAAUGGAUAGUUACAUGAUUUGUUUUAGUUUUAAAUAAAGUACAUUAAUUUUA